UCGUCUUUCGGCGCUGUAUAACUUUCUUUUGGAAUCUCUGAAUUCUUUCAAAUUAUCAAAGGCGUGUUUUUGUUAAUACACUCACUUUCGUUUCUUUUUGAAUAAUAUUUCAUUUAGAAAAAUUGUUAUUUUAAUAAUUUAAGUGUUCGAAAAAAAUUAUUUUCUGUGCUUUUCAAGGAAAAAAAGUACAAGAAUUUUAUUGAAAGGAUGUUUGUGGAAAGAUUCGUUAAAAAGAUAUUCUCGAAAAAAAGAAACCAAACAUGAAGACUGUAGAACUUUCAAUGACGGAUGUACUGCUAGUUUGAUUUUCGGGGGGAAAUAUGUAGAAUUUUGCAAACAGAAAAAAAAGAAAGUGUGUUAUGUUGUGAUAAUUCAUUGACGACUGCUCUGAAUUGGAUUAAUAUGGAAUCUCGUUGGAGCUUGAGAAGAAUAUUCCGAUCUUCUUACAAUAAUCGCCAUGAGACGAAGAUUUCAUCAUGGCUUCCGCCAGUGGAAUCGUGGGAUUCUGGAGGAACAGGACUGCCAUAUGGUUGGGAAGCAGCCAUUGACAAAGAAGGAAAAACAUAUUACGUCAAUCAUAUGAACAAGACCACCACCUAUGAGAACCCUCGCAAAGACGGAGAUGAAGAACCCCCUCAGCCGAGAGAAGUGGAGUUGGUUAGGGAUCCUCAGAUGGGUUUCGGAUUUGUUGCCGGCAGCGAGAAACCUGUCAUCGUCAGAUUCGUAACGGAAGGUGGUCCUAACGAAAAUAAAUUGAUGCCUGGUGACCAGAUAAUGAAAAUCAACGGGGAAGAUGUGAUGCGAUCGCCCCGGGAACAUGUCAUCGAACUAAUCAGGUCCUGCAAGCAGACUGUGACAUUACUUGUAUGCCAGCCUCAUACAAAUAACACAACUAGAAAAUCAGCUUUAUUAACUGCUGCCAAAAAAGCAAAACUAAAAAAUAAUCCAUCCAGAGUAAGGUUUUCAGAAGGUGUAGUCAUCAAUGGAUCGCCUUUAUACUCUCCAUCUCCAAUGGAUUCUUAUGUUCCUUUUCUACCAAAUGUCCUGAAAGUAUUCUUGGAAAAUGGUCAAACUAAGUCUUUUAAGUAUGACAGUACAACGACAGUUCAGGAUGUCCUGAAUUCCCUUAAUGAAAAGCUGUCCUUGAAGUGUCCAGAUCACUUUAGCCUUGCUACGGAGCAUGUUAAAAUCACUCGUAAGAACAGGUUAACUGUUCUAGAUCCAAAAGAUACACUAGCCAAGAUUGCAGCCCGGCCAGGCGCACAUCAUCUCCGCUGUGUUUUCCGUGUCACUUUUGUUCCUAAAGAUGCAUAUGAUCUUCUGCAGAAAGAUCCUGUAGCUUUUGAAUACCUAUAUGUGCAAUGUUGCAACGAUGUAGUACAAGAAAGGUUUGCUCCGGAAUUGAAAUAUGAUAUUGCAUUACGUCUUGCUGCCCUUCACAUCCAACAGCAUUGUCUCAGCAGUGGUAUGCAAGGAAAGAUUACAAUUAAAGCAGUAGAGCGAGAAUGUGGACUUGAUAGAUUUGUUCCAGUAUCACUUCUGGAUACUAUGAAAAGAAAAGAACUGAGGAAACUGUUGGGACAUUUCUUAAAACAAAACCAGUCUCUCUGUGCUCCUGGGCAGAAAAAUCUCACAGCCUUACAAGCUAAGCUACAUUAUUUGAAGAUCAUUAGUGAACUUCCCAGCUAUGGCUCCAAGUGCUUUUCUACUAAUUUAAGAGAUUCUAAUCCUGAGGUGGCCUUGCUAGUUAGUCCAAGAUUUGGUUUGAGCCAAAUUGCCUGUUUAAGAAAUACAAGUCCUGUUACUCUUGCACGAAUUGAAGAGUUAUCAGAUGUGAAAGUUACUAAAGAGGAUGAAAUUUCAUCUGCUGUCGAAAUUUUUAUGAAAGAUCCAGACAGACAGACUCUAAAUUUCAGCAUGGAAGACAGAGAUGCAGAAGAAUUUAUUUUGUUAUUAAAAGGCUAUUUUCGACUUUUGGCUGGAAAAGAAUUAACAGUCCACUGGGAUUUCCAAAGUUCAUGGCAAGCUGAAACAGUGCCAUGUUUCCACAACAGACAUACAGUCCGAGAAGCUCCAUGGAGCUACCCACCACAUCCUAAUGGGCCUGGUCUGAGAAUGCUUGAUCUUGCUGUGCCUCCACCGCCUUAUGUCCCAGCUGAGAGUCGACAGCUACCUAGAAAUCCUUCCAAGGAAAAACUUGCAGUACCUUCAACACCAUCACCUACAUCGGUUGAUCAUAACAUGAAUGAAACACUAGUAGCUAGUGAUCAAAACCAUGAAGAAGGUAAUAUGACAAACAUUCAUUUGAAAGAUGAUGUGAGGAGGACUAUUCCACAUCGAUCUAGAAUUGAUGAAUGUCAUCCUGGAAUUGACUACCAAAGUGUUAUAUCCAUGGAGCUGUUGGAGGACAGCUCUGGUGAUAUUGAUGUGGACAUUUAUGAAGCCAAGAAUGAUGAAGUUAUAAAGCGUAUUUCAGAAAUGAACCAAAUCCUAGUAAAUGUAGAAUCGUAUUUAUCUGAGAAAAACAUGCCUUCUAUGCAAGCUUCUGAAUUUGAUGAUGAGCAGUCAAAUUUAAAAGCUACUGACUCACUUCUGUUGCUAACUCAAAAUCAAAAUGAUAGUGAUGAUAAUGAACUGGAGGAUAAAAAAGAGAUAACUGUUGAUGAAGAUGUUUCGCCAUCGGAAAGUGACACAGACAGUACUCCGAAUGAUAGUCCUCUUCAUCGUUCCGUUCCUUUGCGAAAUUCAAUCAAUUCAGGGCAUCCUAUGCUCAGAAGAGAUUCCAGUUUUGGACUUCAUAGCCCAGAUUUGCUACCAAAUAUCAGUUCUGGUAACAACAUUUUGGAUAUCUUAAAACACAUGCAGAGUGAAGAAAUACAGCUUCCUUUUGCAGAAGGAACUUUGUAUCUUGAUCCUGAUAUAAUUGAUUUGACUAUGAUUCCACCACCUAUCACACCAGAUACAGAAUCACAAGAUAUCACAGGAUCUCCUUUAGAUGCUCCCCCUACACCUUUCUUAGAUACUGGAACAUUGCAUAAAGAAUUAGAAAAGUGGAUGAGUAUACCAACACAGAUUGCAGAAGAAAUUGAAGGAGAAAUAACACCUACCAAUACACCAAGUGCCAGCAGUUCUGGCAAAGGACUGAGUCUAUGCUCUCAAGAGAAUAAGAGACAAGAAAAUUCUACGGCCUCAGUCGACCUUAGUCAUCUUCAUGAUGCAUUCAAUUCAUUACUCUUAGACUCAUCUGCUGCUGAAAAUCCUGGUGUUGAUAUAAAAAUAGAUAGUAUUGAUUCUUUCAUUGCAAAUCUGACUGUACCUCCACCUCCAGGCCAUAAAUCUUUAGAAGCUAACGUUUCUAAUGAAGAUUUGUCGGCAUAUAUUAUACCUCCACCACCAAGCUCAAGUCCUAGUACUGAAGCACAAAAUGAAGUUAUUGCUAGAUUUAUGGCUGCAGCUGAAGACAUGAAACGAAUGUUUGAAAAGGAUCUCGACCCUGAAGUGUCCCAAAAUAGUUUUAGAGAGCUUCAGCAAUUCUGGUCUGAGAUCAAAUCAAAUGAUCAAAGAAAUAACAGUGGCAGUAGCAAUAGUAACUUUCUUCUAGGUCUUAAUCAAAUUGAAACUUUAAACAGCACUGGUGAUUUAGGGUCCCACAGUGGAGACUCGUCGGGUUAUGACACAUUGACAUCAUCUCUUACAUCAUAUAGUGAUACUGUUGUUAGCGAUGAAACAGAUGCUUUGUUGAAUAGUCCAUCUUUUCCUAACAGUAGUGAUUCUACUCCUACUUUUGAACAAACUCCUACAAGUAUAUCAAUUUUACAUAAUGGUAACAAUGGAGUGCCAGUAGCUCCUCGUCUGAGGACUUCUUGUGUGGAUGAUAUUACUUCACCUCUGUCCAUCACAUCGCCGUCUUCCACAACCAGUUCUGACAGCUCAGUUAUUUUAUUAGAUGGUGCUAGUUUAGACCCUUCUGAAAAUUCCAGAAAAUUCUCAAUGAAUGAUUUUUCUCCUUCAAACAAUGCAUGUCAAACAGGAUCAGGAAGUUGUGAUAAUUUAGUAUGGAAAGAAGGACAAGACAUGCUUAGUCCUGGACAUUCUGGUAUAGUUCGUUCAGUUUCCUGGACAAGUAUAGCUGACGUAGAUAGUUCUAAAUCUAAUGCAUAUGAAAAGACUGUAGUGCCUACAAGGCAAAAACCUCCAAUUUUUCCACACAAUUUUCAUCAGGUAUGUUUUCUCCUUAUUGUCUAAUUUAAAAUUUUUAGUCUAUAUGUAUGUAUGUAAUAAGUUAGAAUGAGUGAAGAUAUAAACACUUCAACCAUAGCCGAAGUUAUAAAUGGUAUUCAAACACAUAAUUACAUAGUUGCAAUCAAAUAUAGUAAUCAUGAUGAUUCAACAUAUUUUGUUUCUGGACAAAACAAUUCUUUAAGACGCACAUUACCAUUUUAAAUCACGUAUCGUAAGGGGCACAAUCUGAAUCCUUCUUCAUCACAUUUCGUGCCGUUUUACAUGACGAUUAUCACAUUACUAUUGAUGAAAUGUAAAGCCAAUCGAUGACGAGUUAUUUGGAAGUAAGCAAACACUAAGAAUCUAACUUAUUCAAAAGAAAACCUGCAAGAGAAGUCAAAUGGUUAUGGUUUGUAAUAUUAGUUUCGAUUUUGAAUCAUCGUGAUUGGCUAAAACUUUUAUAUAGGUACCUGAAGAGUUAUAUAAGAUAAUAUAGCAUGGAUUAAUUUGGAAAUGACGCAGUUUAGAGAGAUUUAUUUUAAGCAGUUUCUAUUUUCAGAACAUAAAGAGGAAAUAGCCAAAUUAAAAUGGAGAACUAAGGGAACCUUGCAAAUUAAAACUACACACAUCUAUUUGAACUUGUUCUUUCGUAAUUUUUGUAAUUUACGACUUAGUCUACUUUAUAUAUAUAUAUUGAUAUAUUGAUGUAGCUCUAAAGAGAUUCGCAAUUAGAAGCAACGUGUUUUUCAGUUCCUCUCAUAAAGUGGCCUCUUUCUUCACUUGAGUCUAUCUUCAUUGCAAAAUCCUGCAGUUUUUUAACAAUCCUUUUAACUUUUUGCAUGCAAAAUCUUUAUGAUGCAUGCUUUAUCUUCUUUUUCAGUACCACUGCUUUUGCUGUUGUUAUAAGAAAUUCAGUUAUUCAUUCAUCAUUUUUCGAUUAAUUCUUUAACUUCUCCUUCUCCCAUACCUGUUGCAAACUGACAUUUUUUGCUCCAUUUCAAAUAAUGGAAAUCCUUUAAAAUUGUUAAAUAUUUGCAUAAGUCGCCUGUAGUAACGGCAACCGCCGGCAAUAAAAGGAGGUGCUUUCCUUAGUGGCACCGCAGUGAGUCCCGGGCGCUGCGAUCACGAAAGCUGGAGGCAGUGUCUAAACAUAGCUCCGAAAUUUUUUAAAUAACUGUUUCAGUAAAUAUUUUCAACUCUCUAAAAAAGUUUAAUGCACCUUUCCUAUGCAAUGUCUCAUUCAUCAAAUUGAAAAAGGAA
This is a messenger RNA of Stegodyphus dumicola, 5481 nucleotides long. RefSeq lists its product as uncharacterized. Gene Ontology annotation, molecular function: protein binding. Gene Ontology annotation, cellular component: cytoskeleton. Gene Ontology annotation, biological process: signal transduction. Lineage: Eukaryota; Metazoa; Arthropoda; Arachnida; Araneae; Eresidae. The record is from RefSeq and is a predicted model, not a curated record.